AUGCAGCACAUGCUUGAAGACGAAGAAAGCCCGCAGGCCAUACCAUCAAGUGUUGAAAAAGCUGCAGACACUAGCAAUAGUAGCUCUUUACCUACACAAGGGGGUGUCGCUUUGUUGGAGGCCUCUGCGUCCAAUCCUUCGGCUCCGCAAAGUGAAACAGAAGACAGUUCCCCAGCCGAGGAAGUCCUUCCUCAAACCAUUUCCUCUUCCACGCCAGCUUCUCAACGAGGUAGCCUUAAGAAGCCUGUGCACCAUGAUGCAGACCCUGAUGGGGGAUUGAUGCUUUUAGGUGCCCCUAGAAUCAGGAGGCGAAACAGUACGCAGAUCGACUUGCCAGCUGUCAACGUUGAGGCUUCGCAUGAGCCUGAAGAGGCUCGAGAAGAAACCGCGGUCCUUGGAAGAAGACACCCAAGGGACGCAAGGCCUGCUGUGGCGAAGCGCGCCCGAUUUGCACCCACAGAAGGGCGCGCCACUGGGGGAGCAUCUUCUAGCGAUCACCAACCAUAUGCCAGCCGCCUUCGCCAUGCGCCUCUCACACGCAGUGGAUCCGAAGCUCGGGCAACAACACAGUCAGCUCCCGCCAUUGUAGAGCCAAGCAAACAGGCAGAUGCAAUGGAAUCUGGAUUGGCAUAUGAUCGGAGCGCCUGCUGUGAAGGAGAGGCGCACCAGCGAACCCUUACAUCUCCCGGUAUCUCCAGUCCACAGAUGGUCAAAAGCGUAUCACCAGCAGGUGUCGUCCGAAUUGGGGGGAGAAAUCGUCGAAAACGCACGAAAUAUGACCUUGCAUACAAACAGAUGGAGGAACUUGGCACGUUUGAAGAGGAAGCGAAGUCUGUUGACCUUUCAAAGGUUUCAGGGAGUGGCUUUGCGCUGGAACUGCUACGCAACCCCCAACAAUACGCCUAUGGCUCAUGGGCAUAUGGAUUUGCCUGGCCUGUUGGUGCGGACGGACGCCGUCUGCUUUUGCGAAAACUACGGGGAGUUUUUUGGUCUAAUCCGGAGAAGUGGCAGCGCGUUUUGCAAGAACACAACCUUUACCGGAGGGAUUUGUUUACACUUGCCACAGUCCAGGAACUCUUCAAAGUUACGCAUCUUAUGGGCGAGGAAGCGUGGGAUUUCCUUUUGAAGUGUACGGCACUAACGCAAAAAUGUGAUGCUCUCACCAAUAAAGACCUCGACCUCGGAGAGGACGACGAAUCAGGAAGUUUAAUUCCGUGUGGAGUAGCACAGAGGGCAAACCAACAGUCAACCCUAGAUAGAUCAAAGUCAGAAGAUGAAUCGCCAUCGAAUACGUUUUUCGGAAGCAGACUGCCUUCAUCCGGAUUUGUAAGGAAGCGCAUGUCCUGCGGCGGGCGAGAGGAGAAGGAUGCGAACAAACGGUGCCGCGGAAGGCCGCGAAAGCCAUCCCUCAAGGCACAAGAAAACUCAUCGGAAGCGGAGGCGCCAUCAGAUCCUUGUGUAGCGAGGCACACUUGCCCAUCAACACCCACCAGUGAUGCUACGUCCAGGUGGCUACCCGAGGCGGACCCUUCCCCUUACAGAGAUGCCCGUUCUUCUUUGCAAUCCCCAUUGGGGGGCACUGCGGACAGUCCUCCUUGCCAUGUGGACGAGGAAGGCGCUGCUGACGGAGGAGCCGAGUUGCUGGAAGCGAGCCUCAAAGAACAUAGACGCUUGGUUGCAUCCAUGAUCAAAGCUACGCCUCCAGUUCCAGGGGAUGACACUUUUUGCAUUCCCGCAGAAAAGGCAUCCCGUUCGCCCACAGAGCUCCGACUAGCACUCGCCGGAAAGCAGAAUAACGCCAUGCUGAAACUGACGACGCACUACGCAUUUAUGGCGCAGUUCAUGCAAUGUUGCAUGCUUGUGGAAGUCCAGCGAACUCUGCUGAAAGUAGCGGAGGAUUUGAAGACUGCUUGGCCAUCGGACAAAGAACGAGAGAGCCCUACAAAGCGAGCAGAAGGGAAUAUGGAUCCUGCAGCUCGUGCAUGCUUCGACUCGCUCGUUCGCAGCAGCAACAUUCAUAUGCAGUUCGUUCAGCUCAUCGUGCAACAGCUGCAGCGCCACUCAGCCGAUGAGCCAUCAGCCUCCUCUUCAGCAGAGCAGCAGUCCAAUUUCAACCUAAGUGAGCAUUUUAGUGCCAUCGUUCAGCAGCUACAGCUUCAGCGUAUGCGGGACCAUCUGAUUUUCGCUCCUGCCGACUCCGCAACAGCCGUGACGAGCGACGUUCUGGGUCCUCUUGGGGGUAUGCCUGAUAUCCAGGCCUAUCAAGGCUACGGUGGGGAGGCCGAAGCAGCGAAGACAGCAGGAAAAGCACAUGAGUCAUGCUCAAUGAAGACGGAAAGUGUGGGAGACUCCACUUAUCUUUUCGAUGUACCCAGGGUGCCAUCCGUGGACGUACCGGCAGGUCGCUCGGACAACCUGGCCAAUUCCUUUCAAGCACUUAGUUGA
Molecule: messenger RNA, 2445 nt
Organism: Cyclospora cayetanensis
Lineage: Eukaryota; Apicomplexa; Conoidasida; Eucoccidiorida; Eimeriidae
Exons: 4
Coding region: 1-2445 (814 amino acids)
Source: RefSeq, a predicted model, not a curated record